AUGGAAGGCAACUAUUAGCUCUUGGGACUUCACUCCCAAGUAAAGAUGAGAUGAGAGAAGAAUGGAGGUGUGACAGCUGAUGGUGCCGAGAAAAAGCAGCACGUGGAAACCUGAGCUCAAUAUUUAAAACCUGUGGAUAGAGAGUGAAAGAGCGGAGUGUGUAAACAACCACAGACCUGGAAUAAUGAGGACUGAUGCCCUUGGCCAUGACGCACCCCCUACUGCUGUCUGCCCAGGCGCAGCCUGCGUGACGAGCCACCCCUGCUCCAGCUGUUUCAUGUCACCGUUCCCUUUACUAACAGUUUGAUGGGGCAUCGGGCGGAUGACAGCGGGAACGGUCGUGAUCACUGGCGGAAUCCUAGCUACGGUGAUCCUCCUCUGCAUCAUCGCCGUCCUAUGCUACUGUAGGCUCCAGUAUUACUGCUGCCCCUGCGGGGUGGUGGGGAGCCACUGCACCGCGUGCUCCCCCUACAGCUCCCCCUUCUACAUACGGACGGCUGACAUGGUGCCCAAUGGGGGUGGAGGCGAGAGGCUCUUUGCUCCCACCUAUUACAAAGAGGGGGGCCCUCCAUCGCUCAAACUGGCAGCUCCCCAGAGUUACCCGGUGACCUGGCCAGGCUCUGGGCGUGAGACCUUCACCAGUCCAAGGGCUAUUAGUACAGACGUGUAACCCCUCCCACCCCUGCCCUGCACACACACCAAUGCUGCUGCCCAGCGAGCAAUGGGGACAGUGGGUGACCCCCAACGGCCCCAUGGGACCACCCUGGUUUCUUUGGCUUUUCUGGCUCCACAGCGGAGGGUUUGUAUGUUCUCAAGCUAUGGAGUUCAUCGAGGGUGGGGCAGGCCUGGUUCCUACCCAGUCUGUGGAGGGAAGGCCAGGGGCCGGUAGGAUGGGUUUGCAGCUUGCCAGCUCCUCUGUGGGAAUGGUUUCGGCAGCCCCAGCACCGCCACACCCCUUCAGCACCUGGAAUGUUGGACUGAGGAGCACCAGGGAGGUGAAGCGACCAUGCUGAGGAAGGGGACAAAGGGCAAGGAGGAGGUGAGAACUAACACAGUGCAGAAAAUUCGAGAAGAGAGGGGAAGGUACGCUGAGGGUAUGCCCUCUUCCCACCUACUCUGGGGCUUGCUGCCAAAACGCAUCCUAGAGCUCGCUCACGGUCUCGUUCCGGACUUGAGUUGUCACAGACACUGCCGUCACCGCAGCUGUCCCAGCAGGGACACUGAUUUCUAGUCACACCCCCUCUGCAUCUGCCCCCUCCUCAUGGAAUGCAUCGGCGCUGUCAAGCCGUGGUGUAAGGUUACGUGUGAGAGCUGUACCAAAGAGUGCGUGUCUAGCCUGCGUCCCCAGAUCCUCCCUCUGCCCUGGGGAGCCAGCCGCCCCUGCUGGAGAGGCUCUCCCGAGUUUCACUACUAGGGUUCUUUCUGGCAGCUCAGCAGACAGGGCCUCACCGCUGUCUCUGGCCCAGGCCCACGUGCCGAGCAGCCUGCUCGGGUGCAUUCCCAUUCCCGGGUGUGCGCGUGCCCGUGCGUGCACACACGCUCCUGGCACCACAGCAGACUUUGCCGCCUUCAGGAGCUGCAGGGUGGACCGACCUCAGGUGGACCAGCUAGAAAGAAAAGCCUGACCCCCGGAGAGCAUGAAUGGAAAGUGCCCGUUAGGGCGGCUGGUCCCCGCGGCCCCCAGCUGCUGGUGUAUAGGAAGAGCCCAGAGUCUCAGGCGGGCAUGGGGAGGACGGUGAGCCUAAACUCCAGGGACCUGCCAUUCUCCUUGGACAUCUGCCUUUGAUGCUAUAGAGCAGGACCCUUGCUCCGGUUCCCGAGGACUGGAGGGCUGUGACAACUGAAUUCCACACUUGCAGCCCUCCCUCUGCCACCCUACUCUCGUCUCCUGGUGACAGCCAUGCAUUGCCAAGUUGGCCAAGUCCAACCCCUCUUCCUGCUCUGACUCAGCAGCCACCUAGGCCUUCCGAGUCGGUGUGCCUGAUGAGUCUCCCAGUUGUCUGUCUAAGGGCAGGGCUCACCACCCCAACUCCGGGCCUCCGACUGCUGCAGAUGGGGUGGGGGGGCAGCCCUUCUGCUGAAAUCUUGGUUUUGCAUUUGACAAAGGGCAAGGUGAGGCCGAGGGAGUGUGUGGGGUAGGGGGGAGGCACACCUUUUGUGUCACUCUGGGCACUUGUCACCUUGCAUCUGUCUGGAAUUAAAGCACUCUGGGUGGAGGAGCAGAAGACCUGGGCUCUGGUCACAUUUGGUCGGUAGCCCUAGGACCAGCCACUUGUCUUCACUGAGACUCCGUAUCUCAGAUGGCCUCUGGGGGCCUUCAGUGCUCCAUGCUCCCUGAGGGGGGCUUUUUGGAAAGAUCUGCCACCUGGUCCCACCCUGAGGGCUUUCUGACUGGGGCUGGAGUACUACUCGCCAGCUCCCGACUUGCCAGCUCCCGACUCGCCAGCUCCCCAGCCUGUGUGCAGGGGCGCUUGUCGAGGCCUCACGGGCCGCGAUAAACAGCUCGCCGGCAACACCACUGUAAUUGUCUGCGAACAACACGUUUGCUGCCCCUCCUCCCACGUGACCUCACAUGGCAACACCUCUCUUGUACAAGGAAGCAUCUGGAAGUGGGGUCCUGACAGCUGUCUCCCAGGGCAGAGGGGGCAGCUGAGGACAGUAGACUGGACACCCCGCAACCCACCGCCAGCCUCACCCACCCAGGUGCAACCUCUUGUGGCGCUGCUGGGCCAGGCAGCCCUCCCAAUUCCUGACCACCAGCCCCAGUGCCUUGCUCCCCUGGAACUGCACAGCUAAGCAGCCACGGCAGACGUGUCCCGCCUCGCCUUGGGAAACAUCCAGGCUCCCCAUUAACUAUCGUCUGCUUCUUGCUCCUGAUCUAUUGGGGUCCCUAAGUACAGACAUCCUGUGCAACCUCAUCUCCUACAGUUUUCCAAGCCCAAAUCCUGCCAGCCGAUAGUCAAAAUCUGGGUUCGGGGCUUUGGAGAGAAGGUGGGC
Molecule: messenger RNA, 2997 nt
Organism: Tupaia belangeri chinensis (Chinese tree shrew)
Lineage: Eukaryota; Metazoa; Chordata; Mammalia; Scandentia; Tupaiidae
Product: protein FAM163A
Exons: 7
Coding region: 323-670 (115 amino acids)
Source: RefSeq, a predicted model, not a curated record